Oryzias melastigma (Indian medaka) is the source of this 871-nucleotide messenger RNA. RefSeq names its product nucleoredoxin like 2 (gene nxnl2). The record is from RefSeq and is a predicted model, not a curated record. Gene Ontology annotation, biological process: photoreceptor cell maintenance; sensory perception. NCBI's taxonomy places the organism in Eukaryota, Metazoa, Chordata, Actinopteri, Beloniformes, Adrianichthyidae. The coding region runs from base 224 to 697 and encodes 157 amino acids. The transcript has 2 exons.
UGAACCCACGUGGAUAGACAACACCUCAGGGGAGGGGCUUCCCGGCUCCUGAUUGGUCCGCUGCUCAUUACCGGGAUUGUCCCCCCUAAGGAGCUUUGGUCAAAAAGGUAACAGGAGCUCCGAUCGAGGAGGUCGACCUGCAGCGAGGUGUUGAAGCGGCUCAGGGAUGAGCUGAAGCGGCACUCUGAGCUUUCUGACCCGCGGGAACUUUAGGCGCGUAAACAUGGUGGAGGUGUUUUCCGGCCGGACGCUGUUGAAUAAAGACGGGGAUCUGGUGGACCCCGAGCUGGCGCUGAGGAACAAGGUGGUGGGGAUCUACUUCUCCGCGGGGUGGUGCCCUCCGUGCCGAGACUUCACGCCGAUCCUGUGUGAUUUCUACACGGAGCUGGUGGAGGAGGGCGAGCCUCCUGCGCAGUUCGAGAUAGUUUUCAUCUCCUCGGACAAGACGCUGGAUGAUAUGGUUGAAUAUUAUCACGACAUGCACGGAGACUGGCUCGCGCUGCCCUGGACGGAUGAAUACAAACACAGUGAGUUGAAGCAGCGCUACAACAUCACAGCGGUUCCAAAACUGGUGAUUGUGAAGGAAAACGGCGACGUGAUCACCGAUAAGGGCCGGAAACAGAUCCGAGACAGAGGCCUGGCCUGUUUCGGCUCCUGGUUGGAUGCUGCUGAGGUCUUUCAGAACUUCAAGGGCUAGAGCCGUCUAGAUGGACCAGAGGAAAAAGUAACAUCAUUUUUGAGAAUUUACAAUUACACAAUAACUAACAGGGGUAUCAAGAAGGCUUUUACCUCUGAACGCACACCCUAAAAUCACAUUAAAACCCUAACUUUAGCUCAGCUUCUCAGAAGUCACGGCAGACUCGUAAACAAA